AUGGCUGGAAAAAUGACCUUGUACAAGUUGGUGGUGUUGGGAGAUGGAGGUGUUGGAAAGACCGCCCUUACUAUUCAGUUGUGCCUUAAUCACUUUGUCGAAACAUACGAUCCAACUAUCGAGGAUUCAUAUCGCAAACAAGUCGUGAUCGAUCAACAGUCGUGUAUGCUCGAGGUGCUGGACACAGCGGGUCAGGAAGAAUAUACCGCGCUACGAGAUCAGUGGAUAAGGGAUGGUGAGGGGUUCGUAUUGGUGUACAGCAUCACAUCGCGCGCCUCCUUCUCCCGCAUCACAAAAUUCUACAAUCAAAUUAAGAUGGUCAAGGAAUCCUCCAGCUCCGGUUCACCAUCCGGCCCCAGCUAUUUGAACUCGCCCAUGAGCGCAUCCUCGGGUCCCGCAAUGCCCGUCCCCGUUAUGCUAGUCGGCAACAAGAGUGACAAGGCCGUCGAACGCGCAGUCUCAGCACAGGAAGGCCAAGCAUUGGCCAAGGAGCUGGGAUGUGAAUUUGUCGAAGCCUCCGCCAAGAACUGUAUCAACGUGGAGAAGGCCUUUUACGACGUGGUCCGCAUGCUGCGUCAGCAGCGACAACAGGCGGCAGGUGGUCGUGCAGACCGUCGUCCGACAGGCUUUGGAUCCGGUCACCGCGAUCGCGACGCAGGCCCCGAAUACCCCAAGACUUUCCGGCCUGACCGGACUCGACAUCGCAGUCGACUCCAGUGUACUCUCUUGUGA
Molecule: messenger RNA, 732 nt
Organism: Penicillium concentricum
Lineage: Eukaryota; Fungi; Ascomycota; Eurotiomycetes; Eurotiales; Aspergillaceae
Gene: rasB
Product: Ras small monomeric GTPase RasB
Exons: 2
Coding region: 1-732 (243 amino acids)
Biological process (GO): signal transduction
Cellular component (GO): plasma membrane
Molecular function (GO): GDP binding; GTP binding; GTPase activity
Source: RefSeq, a predicted model, not a curated record